Molecule: messenger RNA, 573 nt
Organism: Humulus lupulus (European hop)
Lineage: Eukaryota; Viridiplantae; Streptophyta; Magnoliopsida; Rosales; Cannabaceae
Product: receptor-like protein 9DC3
Exons: 1
Coding region: 1-573 (190 amino acids)
Molecular function (GO): protein binding
Source: RefSeq, a predicted model, not a curated record
AUGACCAUGAAAGGAUAUGAGUUAGAGUUGGUGCAUAUCCAAACUAUCCUUGUAAGUCUUGAUUUCUCCUGCAACAAUUUUAUUGGAGAGAUUCCAGGGUUGCUUGAAAGGCUUAAGUCGCUCAAGGGCCUCAACAUUUCUCAUAAUAUGUUAAGAAGUACCAUAUCAUCAUCGCUGGAAAAGUUGACUAACCUUGAGUGGUUAGACCUCUCUGUUAACAAGCUAAGUGGGAAUAUUCAUUUGCAGUUGACCGAUUUAAUAUGGCUCGAAAUCUUAAACCUUUCAGAAAACCAAUUCGUGGGACCAAUACCCAAUGGUAAGCAGUUCAAUACUUUUAGCAAUGAUUCAUUCAAAGGAAAUUUAGAAUUUUGUGGUUUUCCACUGUCCAAACCAUGCAAUGAGGAAAAUGAAGGAUCAACCAUGGAGCAAGAAAAUGAAUCGGACGAUGCAAAUAGAUUUACUUGGAAAGUUAUGCUAUUAGGGUAUGGAUGUAGCUUUGUGUUUGGGAUCUUCAUAGGUUAUAUUAAUUUUUUCUCAAAUGGAAGAGCAAUUUUGUUUGUGAAGUGGUCAUAG